AUGAACAGUGUGCAAGACUGCCACGAAAACUCAAGCGCUGCCAACGAUUCGAUCCCAAGCUCGGCUCCAAAUGGGGCUGAACCUGCACUGGCCACUGGCCCGGGGGUCAGCGCUAGCAUCAAGACCCGCACGAAUGCGGUCACAGAGACCGAGGGGAAAAAAAGAAACGGACGAAAGCCCAGUGAGAAAAAGAAGGCAAGAAGGACGAAGACCGAAGUCAACAAGGAAAAGGAGCAAGGGUACUUGAAGAUCUUGGAGAGAAACCGACGAGCUGCAGCGAAUUGUCGGGCGCGGAAGCAAGAGCAAUAUGACAAGCUGAACGCCGAGGUGGAGAAGCUUCAGGACCGACACAAAGAGCUAUCUGCUUCCUGCAACGAGCUGAGGGAAACAGCUUACCAACUAAAACUCCAGCUGCUGAGGCACGGCGAAUGCGGAUGCGCCCUCAUUCAGCGAUAUAUCGCAAGCGAAGCCGUAAAUUCUGUCGAGACUCUGAUUUCGAGGCAUUCUCCCUCCAGUAGCCCCAACUGUACCACCAUCGUGAGCUCCGCCGCUAGUGCCGGUGACGGUAGCUCGACGCGAGGACUGGGCGGCAAUAAAAGGCGGGACGAGGCCAUGGUAUGCUCUCAUGAAACUGGAGUCUAG
Fusarium proliferatum ET1 is the source of this 642-nucleotide messenger RNA. RefSeq lists its product as uncharacterized. Gene Ontology annotation, molecular function: RNA polymerase II cis-regulatory region sequence-specific DNA binding; DNA-binding transcription factor activity, RNA polymerase II-specific. Bases 1 to 642 code for a protein of 213 amino acids. Gene Ontology annotation, biological process: regulation of transcription by RNA polymerase II. Lineage: Eukaryota; Fungi; Ascomycota; Sordariomycetes; Hypocreales; Nectriaceae. The record is from RefSeq and is a predicted model, not a curated record. The transcript has a single exon.